Melanaphis sacchari is the source of this 935-nucleotide messenger RNA. RefSeq lists its product as uncharacterized. Lineage: Eukaryota; Metazoa; Arthropoda; Insecta; Hemiptera; Aphididae. Bases 79 to 690 code for a protein of 203 amino acids. The record is from RefSeq and is a predicted model, not a curated record. The transcript is spliced from 2 exons.
CUCUCUUGAUAUCCUUUUAAAAGCUGAUCUGGUAGUGACGAUAACUGUAGCCGUAGGAUUUCAGCGCAAUAAUACAGUAUGGUAAAAAUUGGUUUACCCUGGUUGUUGCUGGUUUUAAUGAAACUCACUAAUCGAGAAAUCAAGUCAGAUGAGAUUAUAUCCUUACAAGAAGUGUUUGAUAUAUGCCAAGUAGAACCUAGCACCGAUAUAUGUGAUCUACUGGAAAAAUCCUCGAGUCUAGUUGACCUAAACAAAUUGGAUUUACCAGAAAAACGCCGACAAAAGACAGUAUUCUCCAGUUGGGGUGGAAAAAGACAAAGCACUUAUCCAUAUGGCGGAAAACGUCCAGCAUUUUCCAGUUGGGGAGGAAAACGAGCUUCGGAUAAACACGGUCGACCUAAACAAACAUUUUCAAGUUGGGGUGGAAAAAGAAAUGAAUUAGAUGGUUAUGAUAAUGGAGAAAUACCUGAACAUCAAAUGGAUAAAAGAGAACUUAAUGGAAUUAAACAAGAUAAAAACAAUUAUAGAAAUAAAAUGACCAAAGGAAUUCAUGCAUUAUUUACUAUUUUCUCAGACUGGUCAAGGGAUCCAGAAGAAAAGAAAGGCAUUCGAUACGCUGGUAUUAAAAGUAUGAGGAGAAGUUCCGAUUUUUUUCCAUGGGGUGGAAAACGAUCUACUGGUGAUAAAUAAAUAUGUUUUUCAUUAUAGUUGAUGAUAGGUGUAUUCAAUUUUGUCAAAUUUUACCAUAAAAACAAAAAUUAUUUAAUCCUUAUCUUACUUAAGUGACGGUAAGCUUACUUAGGUAGUGUUAAAUUGGUAGAAACGUAUAUUAUGUAUUAUCAAAAUAAACCUAUUUGUGAUUAGAUGACGAAAUGUAGUUAUUGUUCUAUAUUGUUCUACAUUAAGUCAAUAUUAUGAUUUAUAUUAUAUUAUUG